GGCCGGAGAGACAUAUACAUUGGUAUAUAAAAAGUCGGUUGCCGCACAAGCUCUCUUAUUUUAGUCCCAGUCCCGGUCCCAGUUCCAGUCCCCCGGGUCUUAGUCGCAGCUCCCGAUCUCGGUUUAGUGAUCAUUCAAGCGGAAACAUUCAAUAAAAACGGCCACGACUAUUGGCUAAUAAUCGAUUGAAAGUGCCGACUAAAAAGUGAUAGACAAAGGGAUCUCCUUAAAGUUAUUAAUUUUUGAAAGUGAAAAAGAUAUCAUGUCUUCGAUGGUCAUUUCCUGGACUGCCUGCGUGGCCAUUUUCCAGCUGAUGGUGCAGUUGGUCCUGGCCAAGGACUUCAGCUGGUGUGAUCCCAGUCUGUGUGAGCCCACCCAGAGGCACAUUGCCUGCCGGAAUACUGGUGCCUUUCAUCGUCGCUGCCAGCCGGAUUCCUUUCAAGUGGACUUAAACAGCUACAAAGCCCAAAUCAUGCACGCCCACAACAAAAGGAGAAAUUUUCUGGCCUUGGGAAAAGUGCCAGGCUAUUAUCCAGCCACUCGAAUGGCCACCAUGGUUUGGGAUGAUGAACUGCAAUACCUGUCCAUGUUGAACUCCCGGACCUGCAAACUAGAUCACGAUGACUGCCACAACACCUAUCGAUAUGCCAAUUCAGGACAAAACCUCUGUGCCGUCUGGCGACCAAGAAGUCCUCACGUAAAUGUCACCAGUCUGGUGGAAGAGUGUGUGGGCCUGUGGUUCAAUGAGUACCCACUGAUCGACAGUAGUUUCAUCGAUGCCUUCAAGGUUACAGCGAUAUUUGAGGACUAUGGCCACUUUGCCGAGAUGAAUGUGGACAAGAACUUUGCCUUAGGCUGUUCCAUCCUGAGAUUCACUCGCCCCGACUACCCUUCGGUCUACAUCUACAACUUCAUCUGCAACUAUGCUUCCCUGUACGCUCUGGGAGCUCCCGUCUACGAGACUGGCUAUCCGGCCUCUCGUUGCGUAACCGGAAAGAGUCACUUCUAUCCGGGAUUGUGUUCCACCCGGGAGGAGUACGAUCCGAAUUGGUAGAAGUGAUACCAUCGGGGGAAGUACAUGUCUCCCACUCACUCAGGUCGAACUGCCAAGAGUAUUUUGUAACGUCUAGCUUUAAAAAAGAAUAGAAACCAAUAAAUGAUCGCAUCGAUUCCAGACACUUUGCAUAAUUU
This is a messenger RNA of Drosophila ananassae, 1191 nucleotides long. RefSeq names its product antigen 5 like allergen Cul n 1. NCBI's taxonomy places the organism in Eukaryota, Metazoa, Arthropoda, Insecta, Diptera, Drosophilidae. The coding region runs from base 263 to 1054 and encodes 263 amino acids. The transcript has 4 exons. The record is from RefSeq and is a predicted model, not a curated record.